AUGUCUUCUUUUCUUCCUGCCACAACAGACUCGAUUGCUCUGGCAUUGGAAGCUAAAGACCCAUCUGAGGGCAUCUCCAUUCUUUAUCGUGUACUUGGGGAUCCUUCUUCUUCCCCAGAAGCUCUGCGCAUGAAAGAGCAGGCCAUAACAAACCUCACCGAUCUUCUCAGGCAAGAGAAUAGGGCGGAAGAUCUGCGCAGCCUUCUCACUCAGUUGAGGCCAUUCUUUUCCUUGAUUCCCAAGGCAAAGACUGCAAAGAUUGUGAGAGGAAUAAUUGAUUCUGUUGCUAAAAUACCAGGAACAUCUGAAUUACAAAUUUUACUCUGCAAAGAAAUGGUGCAAUGGACUCGCGAUGAAAAGCGUACCUUUCUGAGGCAGCGAGUCGAGGCAAGGCUUGCUACUCUUCUGAUGGAAACUAAGGAAUACUCACAAGCUUUGACUCUCCUUAAUGGCUUGGUCAAAGAGGUUAGGAGACUAGAUGACAAGCUCCUUCUUGUAGACAUAGACUUGCUUGAAAGCAAGCUUCACUUCUCCUUAAGAAAUCUCCCCAAAGCAAAAGCUGCUCUCACAGCCGCAAGAACAGCUGCAAAUGCUAUUUAUGUUCCACCUGCUCAACAAGGUGCCAUAGAUUUGCAGAGUGGAAUUCUUCAUGCUGAAGAGAAGGAUUACAAAACUGCAUAUAGUUAUUUCUUUGAAGCUUUUGAGUCUUUCAAUGCUCUUGAAGAUCCUAAAGCUGUCUUUAGCCUAAAAUACAUGUUGCUGUGUAAGAUCAUGGUUAGUCAAGCUGAUGAUGUGGCUGGAAUCAUAUCUUCUAAAGCAGGCCUGCAAUAUGUUGGACCUGACUUGGAUGCGAUGAAAGCUGUUGCAGACGCUCAUUCCAAAAGAUCCCUGAAAUUAUUUGAAACUGCUUUGCGAGACUUCAAAGCACAGUUGGAGGAAGAUCCAAUUGUUCAUAGGCACCUGUCAUCCUUGUAUGACACCCUUCUGGAGCAGAAUCUCUGCAGAUUGAUUGAACCAUUCUCAAGGGUUGAGAUUGCACAUAUUGCUGAACUUAUUGAGCUUCCCAUUGAUCACGUGGAACGGAAGAUGUCUCAGAUGAUUUUGGACAAGAAGUUUGCUGGGACAUUGGAUCAGGGUGCUGGAUGCCUUGUUAUCUUUGAUGACCCUAAAACUGAUGCUAUAUACCCUGCAACUUUAGAAACCAUUUCUAAUGUUGGGAAAGUUGUGGACAGUCUCUUUGCUAGGUCUGCCAAGAUUAUGACAUGA
Messenger RNA from Lathyrus sativus (Indian pea), 1266 nucleotides. NCBI's taxonomy places the organism in Eukaryota, Viridiplantae, Streptophyta, Magnoliopsida, Fabales, Fabaceae. The record is from the annotation of a GenBank genome assembly.